CAUUCAGCAUCACAAAAUGCCAUUUAUAUAGGUAAUACUACUUUACUUUUUGUUUCUGCAUUUAUUUGGUCAUGUAAGUGUGCUUAGAACUAAUAAAAAUUUGCAACUGGUGAAAAUUAAUGCAUGACUCGUCAGCAGAGUAUGGAAUGUAAGCAUGUGCCAUGAAAUUGCAAUUCUUUUAUCCUUUAUUUUCCAUCAUUUACAUACGGAUUCCAUUUAGAGUGUAGUCCAUUCUUAUUUUUUGUUUCACAGAUCGGCCAAAAUGGGAAGGACUGGAUUCCGCUCUCUUCCACGAAGAGUCAAUGGGACUGGCUAAGAUCAAGGUCUGAGGCUUUUUCCAUCUGUCAUCAGUCCCUUUUUGCUUUCUUUUACGACCACAUGAAACUUGAGAAGCCACCUAAAGCUAAAUCAUUUAGUGGAGUUGGGCAGUUCCCAAGUGUCCAACAAGAAGGCCUGCUUUAGGCUGCGAUGGCCACUGUCAUUCCUGGUGAUUUGUCAGAAGUAAGAGAUACCCAGAAAGUCCCUUCAGGGAAACGUAAGCGUGGUGAAACCAAACCAAGAAAAAACUUUCCUUGCCAACUGUGUGACAAGGCCUUUAACAGUGUUGAGAAAUUAAAGGUUCACUCCUACUCUCACACAGGAGAGAGGCCCUACAAGUGCAUACAACAAGACUGCACCAAGGCCUUUGUUUCUAAGUACAAAUUACAAAGGCACAUGGCUACUCAUUCUCCUGAGAAAACCCACAAGUGUAAUUAUUGUGAGAAAAUGUUUCACCGGAAAGAUCACCUGAAGAAUCACCUCCAUACGCACGACCCCAACAAAGAGACGUUUAAGUGUGAAGAGUGUGGCAAGAACUACAACACCAAGCUCGGGUUCAAGCGUCACCUGGCCUUGCAUGCCGCGACGAGCGGCGACCUCACCUGCAAGGUCUGCCUGCAGACUUUCGAGAGCACGGGAGUGCUGCUGGAGCACCUUAAAUCGCACGCCGGCAAGUCGUCCGGCGGGGUGAAAGAGAAAAAGCACCAGUGCGAGCACUGCGAUCGCCGCUUCUACACCCGGAAGGACGUCCGGAGACACAUGGUGGUGCACACGGGAAGGAAGGACUUCCUCUGUCAGUACUGUGCACAGAGAUUCGGGCGGAAGGAUCACCUGACUCGACACAUGAAGAAGAGUCACAAUCAAGAACUUCUGAAGGUCAAAACAGAACCGGUGGACUUUCUGGAUCCAUUCACCUGCAACGUUUCUGUGCCUAUAAAAGAUGAGCUCCUGCCGGUGAUGUCCUUACCUUCCAGCGAACUGUUGUCAAAGCCAUUCACAAACACUCUGCAGUUAAACCUCUAUAACACUCCGUUUCAGUCCAUGCAGAGCUCGGGACCUGCCCACCAAAUGAUCACGACUUUACCUUUGGGAAUGACGUGCCCAAUAGAUAUGGACGCUGUCCAUCCUUCUCACCACCUUUCUUUCAAAUACCCAUUCAGUUCUACCUCAUAUGCCAUUUCUAUUCCUGAAAAAGAACAGCCACUAAAGGGGGAGAUUGAGAGUUAUCUGAUGGAGCUGCAAGGUGGCGUGCCCUCCUCAUCCCAGGAUUCCCAAGCAUCAUCAUCUAAACUAGGGUUGGAUCCUCAGGUCGGGUCCCUCGAUGAUGGUGCAGGGGACCUCUCCCUGUCAAAAAGCUCUAUUUCUAUCAGUGACCCCCUAAACACGCCCGCCUUGGAUUUUUCCCAGUUGUUUAAUUUCAUACCCCUCAAUGGCCCUCCCUAUAAUCCUAUCUCAGUGGGGAGCCUUGGAAUGAGCUAUUCCCAAGAAGAAGCUCAUUCUUCUGUGUCUCAGCUGCCCCCCCAGACACAGGAUCUUCAGGAUCCUGCAAACACUCUAGGGCUCGGCUCCCUGCACUCCCUGUCAGCAGCGUUCACCAGUAGCUUCAGCACGAGCACCACACUGCCACGUUUCCAUCAAGCUUUUCAGUAGGAGUCCAAGACGUGGACUGAUUACAGAAACCUACGUGUAGCCCUGCCUUAGAUGACCAUUUUUAUUUUAGUGCCUACUUUAAAACAGCAUAAAAACUUCUGCUUUUGUACAGUACCAAUUUUCAUUAAGCCAGUAUGAAAUAGAAACAGGCUUUAUACAUGAGCUUUGGAACCAUUUGCGUUCAGUUAUGUUUACCUGGGUAUUUUGUCCACACUCACUGCCAAUUGUCGUAUAUUAAGAUGAUUUUUCCUCUAGGAAAGCCAUUAUUAGCAGUAAAGUCUUACGAGUCCCACGUUUAAAUCGCUUUGAGAUCUUAAAAUUUUCAGUUCUGUCCAAUAACAGUGGCUCUACCUUUUGACAUUUGGCUCAUUAAAGAUUUUUGCAAUAGAAUGUACAUUUUCUAAAAUGUAUAUGAAUAACCUGAGUUUUUAAAUUUUUACUAGUCUCUAAAUGGAUUCAUAAGCAAAUGUUCUCAGAUGAAUUCAGAAUCCAGUUUGGGGAGAUAAUAGAUGUUUCUUAGAUAUACUGUAAUUUCAGGUCAGUAUAUUUUGAAGAUUUUGCUAUUGUCUGGCUCAAAUAUUUGCCGUCUAUAUUAUGCACAUAUAAGGAAAACAAAACCUAAACACAAAGCACCAGUAUUUAUAGCAAAAAGAGACUCCUGGUGAGGUGACGCGGCAUUCCAUGUUGCUCAGUAGUUGGCCUAAAACUCGUAUGCAGGAUAUUUUGCCACGUUGCAAAGUUGCUCUCUUUCCCAUUUAAUAGUUCUCAUCAUGUUACGGCAUCGGAGUCUUCAGAGUCGACGUAUGGCUAGAUCUCUUUCAUCUUUCACGGCCAAAGGGUGGGUUAAGUGCAGCCAGCAAUUCUAUUUUAAUUGUCAGUCCACAGUUAGUCCAGAAUCGAGAGCCACUGUGGAACCACAGAUGUCAGGGGUGUUUAUCCCAGAGUGGACUGUCUCUUCUUCUGUGGCGGGAUAGUCUCCUAAGAAGAAAGAUAGAUGUAUGAAGCACUUGGUUCAGCUUGGCAACUGGUCUAGGGAUCCUGGCCCUUGUUGCCAGGGUUGGAAACUAGACUCUUCAGGAGUAAAGGAAAAGCAUAUCGCUCACAUCACUUCUUGUGAACUUAAUACAGUUUUCUCUCCCAUAAGAGCCCCAAGCAGAAAACAAAACAACAGCCCUACCCCCAUGGUAUCUUUCUUACUCCGUGUUGAUUUAUCUUUCCUUGCUAUCUUCGGAUGGAGACUUUAAAAUUAAAUGCAUUAGAAAACUAUUUGAGGAAUGACCACAAGGUUUUAAGCGACUAAAAAUAUAUACAGUAAAACCCCUUUUACACGUCUCUGGGAAAUCGGGGGAGAGUUGCAAAUCAGUUGAAUUUGUAGUGGGGCGGGAAUCUAAAGCAAAACAAGCACUGUCUUAGUUAAUGGGAAAGUAACAAUCAAGAAUAUUGUGUUGACUGAAUAAAAUAGUUACUGUGGGCUUUCCUCAGAUUAGACAACCACCAUAACCUUUUUGAAGGUCAGUUUAUACUUUUCUAAAUAUUGGUUGGGACAUCAGCCUCCGAAACAUAUCUAUUAAGCACUUGUUAACACCUUAUUUUGGGACCCUGUCUUUUGGGGUGGGUAUGAAGGGGAAGGUUUAUAGAAGAGUAUAUAUCUCUUUAAAAAAAAAAAAAAGAAAAAGAAAAAUAUUUUCUGAGCACUCAUUAGCCCUAUACAGAAGCUUGUUUUUUCAUUUAUAGGGCCAAUUAUCACUGCAGAUUGCGAUGUUUACCAAGAAUUUCUUAAAAAUGAGUGCAGAUUACUGAAUAUAAUACAUUAUUUAAAAUAUUUGGGAGUAGUAUAAUUUGUGGAGAAAUGUAAAUUGUAAUAAUGUAAAUGGGGGUUUCACUAUAUAUAUUAUACACACACACACAUACAUACACACACACAUACACACAUAUAUCGCACUUCAUAGAAUCAGAGUUGCUCUCUUAAGGGAGCUUUGGCUCCUGAUAUUUUAU
Molecule: messenger RNA, 3963 nt
Organism: Leptonychotes weddellii (Weddell seal)
Lineage: Eukaryota; Metazoa; Chordata; Mammalia; Carnivora; Phocidae
Source: RefSeq, a predicted model, not a curated record